GACGAAGCGGUUGUAGCCUACAUUUUGCCUACAGACAAUGGGCAGCCAGGUAUCUGUAGACAAUGUUCAUGUUGUGGUGGUUGGCGGGGGUUUCGGUGGCACUGCCGCCGCACAACAGCUCAAAUCCAGGGGGAUACCAUUCACCCUCAUUGACCUCCGUGACGCCUUUCAUCACAAUGUGGCUGCCCUCCGUGCCGCUGUUCAGAGUGGCUUUGCCCAGCAGACCUUCAUCCCAUAUUUGAAGACGUUUGGAGAGAAUUUCCUUCAGGGUCGAGUCAUAUGGGUGGACCCAGUGUCACAGACUGUAGCGUUGGAUGGAGGAAAGGAAGUUCAUUACUCACACCUUAUACUGUGCACUGGCACAGACGGCCCUUUCCCGGGGAAGUACAACAUGGUGGCCUCCUAUCAGACAGCCAUCCAGAAGUAUGAGGACAUUGUGAAGGAGGUCCAGGCCGCAGGUUCGGUUCUUGUGGUAGGUGGGGGAUCCACUGGUGUAGAGAUGGCUGCAGAGAUCAAAACAGAAUAUCCAGACAAGAAGGUGAUCCUGAUCCAUUCCCGUGUUGGCCUAGCCGACCCAGAGCUGCUGCCCAGUGUCAGGCAACAGGCUAAGGAGGUGCUGCUGGAGAAAGGGGUGGAGCUGCUACUGGGGCAGAAAGUUUCUAACCUGUCUGUACUGGAGCUCAAUGUGACCAACAAGAACAUGGUUAUCAUGACAGACAAGGAUACCGAGAUCACUGCAGACCUCGUCAUCUGCUGCACAGGCAUGAAGAUUAACUCUGAUGCCUAUAGCUCCACCCUGAAUGGAUGCCUAGCAGAGAAUGGGUCCCUGAAAGUGAAUGUGCACCUGCAGGUGGAGGGCUAUGACAAUGUGUACGCUGUUGGGGACUGUGCUAAUGUUAACGAGCCUAAGAUGGCAUACCAUGCAGGUCUCCAUGCUGGGGUUGCUGUUGCCAACAUCACCAACAGUCUGAUGGGGAAGCACCUGGAAUCUUAUCACCCAGGGAGUGUGACCAUGUUGUUAGCCAUGGGCCAUAAUGAUGGAGUGGGCCAGUUCAAUGGGCUGAGGCUUCCCCGUUGCCUUGUAACCCAGGGCAAGAGCAAGAACCUACUGCUGUGGAAAAGCUGGAAGGAAAUGGGUCAGAAAGCUCCUUAAUUAACGUGUGCCAUACAGAACAUUGUGGAGCGAAGACGUGUGUGUGCCAGCACCGCCUUGAGAGUGCCUUACUCAGGUGACAGCUUGCAGAAGUUUUGGCGUUCUGACAUGACUAUUGAUAUGAGACCAUAUAUUUGUAAAAUAUUUCUACGCAAGGUAAUGCAAACUUUGUACAAUGUCCAUUUUUGCCAAUGAAUGUUAAUGUAUGUCUUGAUAAAAAAUAUAUAUAUAUAUGACUUAUGGUUAAAUAUAUUUCUGUAAUUU
This is a messenger RNA of Oncorhynchus mykiss (rainbow trout), 1417 nucleotides long. RefSeq names its product AIF family member 2, ferroptosis suppressor (gene aifm2). Lineage: Eukaryota; Metazoa; Chordata; Actinopteri; Salmoniformes; Salmonidae. The record is from RefSeq and is marked provisional. Gene Ontology annotation, molecular function: flavin adenine dinucleotide binding; electron-transferring-flavoprotein dehydrogenase activity. Gene Ontology annotation, cellular component: mitochondrion; cytoplasm. Gene Ontology annotation, biological process: apoptotic mitochondrial changes; positive regulation of apoptotic process.